Molecule: messenger RNA, 3327 nt
Organism: Lytechinus pictus (painted urchin)
Lineage: Eukaryota; Metazoa; Echinodermata; Echinoidea; Temnopleuroida; Toxopneustidae
Product: transcriptional adapter 1-like
Exons: 2
Coding region: 97-1110 (337 amino acids)
Biological process (GO): regulation of transcription by RNA polymerase II
Cellular component (GO): SAGA complex
Molecular function (GO): transcription coactivator activity
Source: RefSeq, a predicted model, not a curated record
ACUAUACGUACCGGUACGUUUAAGCUAAACUUGUCUUUGACGGUAUUUGACGGUAGGACAGUUUCUCUGGGGGAUUGGAUAUGCCAAGAAAACACCAUGGCAAUGAAUGCAGUGAAUGCAGAACUGAAGCAAGCCAGGAAAAAAUUAGAGGAGGCCCUUGGUGAUAACCUACCUGCUUACUGGACGGUGAUGAAACAGUGGUAUCGCCAGAAAGUAGACAAAGAUGAAUUUGACAAUGAAGCCAUACGAUUGCUGACAGAGAGGAAUGUCCACCUGCAUAAUGAGUUUAUGGUUGCUAUCUUUACAAAGUGCCAAACUGCCAACUUCAUCCUUGACUCCAAUGCAGGUAAAGGAGCUACCUCCGCUGUUACGCCACCAACUCCAGCACCAAGCAAAGUGGCGAAGAAGACAAAGAGCACGAAGAAGAAGAAAGCUGUUGUGAGAGCCACUUUUGAGAAUCGCUUCAUGCCCAGUGAUCCUAUGCAGUAUCUACCAAUCGAGGUGUCGAAGCCUGUAGCCAAUGAUAAAGUUGAUUUCUGUACCAAGGCAGCUUGCCUACCAGACGCUGAAAUGCUUCAUGGAAGAGUGUUUGUGACGACCUGGGAAUGGGGCCUGGAGGGUGUCACAGAUUCCACUGUCCCUCUUAUCCUCCAUGCUAUCCAACACACCCUCAAAAGUAUCAUCAGUGCUAUGCUUUCAAGACAGUCUGCCUACGAGGUCCGGGAUGGGUGCUUCAAGCAUGCCAAUGGGCAAUAUUUCACUGAAACAACGCCGCAAGCAAAAGAAAGAGAAAACAAGGCUGAUAUCCAGUCUUCUACAGACUCGCCAAGCUCUAAUAUCGUAAGCAAGCUCGGAGUGGAUGAAGUCGAGCAAAAGGCUGUUUAUAGACUCGCUACCGGUGGCAUGGCCCCCAUGAACAAGACGCUAACUUUAGAAGAUUUACUUGAUGCAAUGCUGGUCAAUGGUAGACUGCUGGCUUCUCAUACAGUUUCUUCAUUAGCAAUAGAAAGGGUUCUGUGUAGUCUUUGGCAUCCCGAUCAAUAUCAACUUGACCAGGAUGAGAAAUUCAGACAACAACUUGCAAAACCAUUUUCCAUGGACAGACGGUAGCAACCAACAAUUGUUGUGUUUUGGAGAUAACUUGAACUAGAAAGAUUAUACAGGAUUCAGUGAAAAUUUGAAUUCAGUUUGUCUCACUGAACUUGUAUGGUGGGAUGAGAUGUAGGAGUGAGAUACAGGAGUCCAUAUAUUACAAAAAUGUAAUCCUAAGACAUCUCUUGAAUGUAGAUUUAGAAGUGAGUUCAAUUUUUAGGUCACUGUUUACAUGUAUAGCUGCCUGAAUGGAUCACCACAUGCUCAGAAAAUGUAACGCUGAGACUGAACAUGAAGCGUGAGCAUAAAACAUUCUAUUCCUUUCUUAUAUUUCCAAAGCUUCUUUUCAGAAAGGCAGCUACAUCCAGACUGCCUCUGAAAUCAUAAGUAUGUCUGAUCACCUCCACCAACAGCUAUUUUCUUGUAUUUGUGUAUUAUCUUGGGUUAGGGCCAAGUCAUGCCAGAAAUUUUUCAUGUCUCGUGUCUACGAAAGUAUGCUUGGAGUACAUUGUAGGCCCUAUUACUGGUAACUAUGGAGCUCAUCUAGCAAAUGCCUGAUUAUCUUUGGGCAAGCAAAAUCAGAGUGUUAUAAUAAGUACAGUGUAUGAUUAACCGUGGUGUACCAUGAAGCAUGUACAUUGAUUCAAUGUUUGCCAUGAAAACCUUUAAAAAUUACUUGGUCCCUCAGCAUGAACUUCGCUACUGUUGCAUGUUUAAUAAAGCUGUUUGUAAGUUUCAAAUGACUUAACGCAUGACUGUUGACCCUUCUAAAUGCUGCAUCCCAAUGUUCCAGUCAUUCGUAAAGUUGUUCACAACUUUAUGAAACAGUCUCACCAGGGACGGCUGAUUCAGUCUUAUCUUGGAUGUCAUGAAAUGCUAAUUCUGGUACAGUUUAUGAAAAGCUAAUUGUGUUGCCUCUUCCUGGGUGUUCAAUAUACGUAUGUAUGUAUGUAAAUUAGUAAAACUAUAUGCUUAAUUCACACGUACUAAUGGUGGGGGGGGGGGGGAAUCAUCCCAAGGAAUAAAAAUUGAGUUCAUUUCUGAUUGUAAUUGACUCCUGAAUUUAGCUGAAUGAAAUUAUUGCCAGGUAUUUUUGUGUGUGUAGAUUUUAACCUGAAAUCUCUCAAUUCUCGGAAGAAGUAGCAGCUGUGUCUAUUGUCAGCUUUGAAUUUCAUACUACGCUUGUAAAGGAUAUUGGUUUGCCUCUUGUCUGUAUAUCUUAUUGUAUGAACAUUGAUUUCAAAUAUUUAAAAAGAUCAUUAUGGAAAUUACAACUACGCUUUUAUAAUCAGUAUAAUUUUUUUUAUUAACUGCAGUGAGAUUAUAUCAACGAGAUCAUGUAAGAUGAUAUAUUUUGUUCCCCUCAAGUCAGGUAAUCCCUUAUGGAACAAACACAUAGUCACACUCUAUCAGAUUGUGAAAGUCGGCAAAAUAUCAAAUUUAUAAAGUGUGAUGAAUAUUAAAAAUGUCCAUACAUGCUGUGAUAAAUGCAAUUAAAAAUGCAGAGAAUACCUUCAACUGUUUGCAGUUUUUGGAGAUAUAUUCUCUUGAUAUGGAUAAAAAAAUUCUACCAAUUCAAUUCAACAACACUGUAGUAUAUAGGUCUUAUAAUAUGAGACACAGGGAAUGCAGAUUCUUUACAUGAUCAAUUCAAGUACAUAGAAUUAUGUUCCUAUUUAAAUAAUUAACAGAAAAAUGUUUGGCAAAAACAGCUCCCUUUUUUGGUUUUAGUGAGUUAAAACUUAAAUGCUAAUGUUUAUUUUCGUCCCGGGUAGAAUUUGUCCAAAUUUUCAUAACAUUGGUGUUCAAAAGAAAAUUUGUAUGUUUUGGUGCCCCCAACACCAUGUACAUGCAAUUUAGUGUUUUGAUAGAUCUAUGGAAGCAAUUUUGGGAAUAUUGUAGUGAAUUGAUGAAGUACAUACAUGGCAUGUGUUGUUUUAUCCUUCAUAAUUGUUUCUUAGAUGCCAUUUCUCAGACAAAACUAGGAAUUCCUUUUCUAACGUACAGUGUAUUUUCUUCCAAAGAAAACUAUUUUAUUGGGUGUGUAGGAAAAUGCCAACUCUAGUUGAUUUUCUCAAUUUAUUGAUCCAUGCAAAUAGACAUCCCUGUUAUUGUGUAGUAGUGUAAAUUAUGUUGAGUUACUUCUUAGGAAUAGGUAAUGUAACAUGCAUGUAAGCAGUAUUUAUAUGUACCUGCAUGGAAUAAUGCAUUUUCAUAAUAAAAUUUAUGAACUUA